ACCAAUCAGAGAAAUCGAACUGUUGGUGCAGGUGUUCUCAAUGUGAAAUUCUCGGACUCCUUCGGUAUCAAAGAUAGAGAACCAUUGUUAUAGUAAACUUUAUUAAAAUUGAAGAUAUUUUUUAAAUAAAUUUAUUAGCGAAAUCUAUUUAAUUUGAUUAAUUGAUUUUAAAGAAUAUCUUAAAAGAUUAAAAGUAAAAUUUUAUUCUGAUUUUGUUGGCGAUAGCAAAAAGAAAUAUACACUUAUGUACAGUAUAAUUGAUUCUUAAUGAUCUCAUUUUAAGUUUGAAUUCAUCCAGAUGAUUAUGAAUAAUGGAACUAGUAAUCAAGUAAUUUUUGCAACAGGAGGUUAUGAUCAUACUAUAAAAUUAUGGCAACCGCAUACAGGGAAUUGCAAACGUACUUUUACAGAAACAGAAUUUCAAGUAAAUGCUCUAGAUAUUACACCUGAUAAGUAUUUUAUAGGAGCAGCAGGAUAUCAACAUAUUCGCAUGUACGAUUUAGGAGCAAAUGAUCCAAAUCCAAUUAUCACUUACGAAGGAGGUUCCAAAAAUGUCAGCGGAUUUGGCUUUCAGGAAGAAGGUAAAUGGAUGUAUACCGGAGGUGAGGAUUGUUCUGCACGUAUAUGGGAUCUUAGAUAUUAUAAUGGUAAAUGUCAAAGAAUAUUUCAAGUCUCUGCUCCUGUAAAUUGUGUAUGCUUGCAUCCUAAUCAAGCAGAAUUAAUAGUCGGCGAUCAAAGUGGCGUUAUACAUUUAUGGGAUCUUCGUUCGGAUCAUAAUGAACAAUUGAUACCAGAAACUGAAGCUUCUAUACAAGAUAUUGCAAUAAAUCAAGAUGGUACAUAUAUGGCUGCUGUAAAUAAUAAAGGUCAUUGUUACAUCUGGACGCUAACAGGAGGUAUUGGAGAGGAACCAACCAAACCUAUUCCUCGCCAUAAACUUUUGGCUCAUAAUCGUUAUGGAUUACGUUGUAAAUUUAGUCCCGAUUCUACAUUUUAUAUAUUUAGCCUGCUCGUGACUACGUCUGCUGAUCAAACCGCUAGAGUAUGGAAAACUACGGAUUUCUCAGAGAUACAGGUAUUGCAACAUGAAGCAAAACGUUGGGUUUGGGAUGCAGCUUUCAGUGCAGAUUCACAAUAUGUAUUCACCGCUUCUUCUGAUGGCAUUGCAAGAUUAUGGAACGUUACAACUGGAGCGAUAGAACGCGAGUAUAAAGGCCAUCAAAAAGCAGUAACUGCAUUGGUAUUUUAUGAAGAAGCUGUAACGACGACGGCUUAAUAGCUGAAACGAAAGGUGUAUAGAAUAAAUCUUUUCUAAUUUAUUAAAACGAUAAACUAAUGUUUCUACAGAACGAUACACAAUAUUAUUUAGAGAAAUAAUAUUAUGUUCGCAAUAAACUAUAUAUAUAUUAUACAUACGUAUUACACACACACACAUAUAUAUAUAUAAAAAUAUAAUGAGUGAAUUGUGAAUAUGACGUGUAAAAAAAAAAAAAAAAGAAAAGAAAAGAAAAGAAAAAGAAAAAAAAACCAGGAUAUGUAGAGAAAAUAUAUCAUUUCAGAUUUUUCACUAAAGUUAGAUCGAAUGUAAUAUUAGAAAGAAGGGAAAAUCUGAAAUUUUCGUUUCAAUUUAUUUCAUUUCGUUUUAUUUCGUUUCUUACAUCGAACGAAUAUAUGAGUGACUAAUUCGCCGUUCGUAAGAACGAUAAACGAAAUGUAACGAUGAUAAACCUAAUAAAUGUUAGGAUGAUAAA
Vespa mandarinia (Asian giant hornet) is the source of this 1751-nucleotide messenger RNA. It is a transcript of the gene Lst8, whose product is annotated as MTOR associated protein, LST8. Lineage: Eukaryota; Metazoa; Arthropoda; Insecta; Hymenoptera; Vespidae. Gene Ontology annotation, biological process: TOR signaling; regulation of actin cytoskeleton organization. Gene Ontology annotation, molecular function: protein binding. Gene Ontology annotation, cellular component: TORC2 complex; TORC1 complex. The record is from RefSeq and is a predicted model, not a curated record.